This is a messenger RNA of Mesorhabditis belari, 534 nucleotides long. Lineage: Eukaryota; Metazoa; Nematoda; Chromadorea; Rhabditida; Rhabditidae. The record is from the annotation of a GenBank genome assembly.
AUGUUUGACACAAAAUUUCUAUUCUUGAUAUUUCUAUUUUCUAUUCUAUUUUCGUUGAACCAUGCUGAUCAAAAAACUCAAAAGCCUCCUCCAAAACUCCGCCCCCAAAUCCAUUUCAAAUUAGGUCGAACGGCUCAUCAAGAGCUCCGCGCUUUUGAGUACUACUUUCCGGGCAAUGAAAUCGGCAAUAUUUUCCUAGAAAACGACAAAAAUCAUCCAAUCUUAGAUAAGCUCAAUCAAUUCAUUGCUGACACGAACAUCUCAGAGAGAGUCAGGAAUGAAUUCAAAAUCGCCAAGAUUGGAUAUAAAUAUUUGACAUCAUUAUCUGAAGAUGAGAAGAAAUCGAUUGCAGCGGCUCGACAAUUGUUGGGACAUGUGGCUGAGUUGUUGGAGAGGUUGCCGAUCGAUCGAGCUGUGAGGAUCUCUCGUCUUAUUCCAUUGCCCGAUUUCGGUCCACUUCUCAACAACAAAACGAACGAGUUGAUGGGACCGAGAGAAAGAACACCACAACCAAAUAUUUGGGAACAAAUUAUU